Messenger RNA from Chrysemys picta bellii (western painted turtle), 3024 nucleotides. Its product is annotated as dentin sialophosphoprotein-like. NCBI's taxonomy places the organism in Eukaryota, Metazoa, Chordata, Testudines, Emydidae. The record is from RefSeq and is a predicted model, not a curated record.
AAGAACAUAAAUGCUAUAAUAUUAGCAGAUUCUUUUUCAGAAGUUCUUUAGAAAAUAUCCCUAAAAAGUGUUACUUUCUGCUAGAUCCUUUACCGCAUUGCUCCAACAAGGAAGUAGUCCCAAGCAUGAAUACUCUGCUUCUGUUUAUGAGUGUGCUAGGUAUAUCCUUUGCUUCUCCAAUCAAAAGAAGCGUAAAUUUGCUUGGAAGUGGCUAUGCAGAAAAUGUUGCCAACGUUAAUGCCAUUAAUGCAAACAAAGAAAUCUUAAGCAAUGGCUCUGGGAAUGCUGGGAGGAACCAACAGAAUGGCGAGAAUGAAAACGAUGGGCACCCAGAAGGAGCAAAAUUCAGUAAUUAUACAAGAGGACCCAAUCAAACUGGAGAGGUGUCUGCAAUUGAUAUUAACUAUCCCCAGAGGGCUUAUGAGGAUAAAUCCAAUAAUCAACCAGCCCCUGAGGACCCUGAUAAUACCCAGGGAACACAAAACAUUGAUCAAAAUGCUGAGCUCCGCACAGGGAAAGGAAUUAACCAUCCUCAUUUAGACCUUCAUGUGAACACAAACCGCACCAGUGAAGAGAAUCCAUCUGAACAUUUACCAGGGAAAAACAGCAUUUAUGGUUCAGCAUGGGCAGAAGAGGGUUUUGCACCUGAGGAUGCAGAGCUCUCCACUGACAAACAAGAUGUCAUAGAAGCCCACAGUGACAGUAGCUUUAACGUAGGGGGAAAGGAUGAGGAUAUGGAUAAUGGCCACCAUCAUUCAGACAACGGUUAUUUUAACGAUGAAGGCAUGCAAAGGGUUGAUCCAGGUAAUGCUGGUGAUAGUGCUGACUCUAACUCUAGUCAGCAGGAAGAAAGCAAUAGCGACUCUGCGCAAUCCACUCCAAAACACUGCAAGAGUAUUCCCAGUGAAUCAAAGAGUUCAAGUAAAGCUGCUCAUCAGAAUACUAGUGUUUCCAAUGAUUCCAUCAGCCCCAGUGCUGCUAGCGCCUUCAGCGACCCCAGUGCCUCAAGUGGCUCCAGCAACCCCAGUGCCUCAAGUGACUCCAGCGACCCCAGUGCCUCAAGUGACUCCAGCGACCCCAGUGCCACAAGUGACUCCAAUAAUUCCAGUGAAUCCAGCAGCUCCAGUAAUUCCAGUGAAUCCAGCAGCUCCAGUAAUUCCAGUGAAUCCAAUGAAACAAGACAGUAGAGUUCAAUAAGUCAAUAGUGACAUUCCAAAGGCAUUAGAUACCAGUCGCCAGCAAAACAGAGAAAAAGGCAAUAGCCUACAAACAGGUAUCAGUGAAAAUAAUUCCGAUGAUUCAAGUAACUAAAACUUAAUUAGUAAAUGGUAACAACCACAACGGAAAAGACACUCCUCCAAUAGUAUCCCAAAAUAUGUACUGUAGCUCUCUAAAGGACUCUAUAUAAUUUGCUUUGGUGGUUGCCUAAUUUCAUUAGUGUUAAAGCUUUUCAUAAUGAAAGAGAAUAUUGUGUUGCAUGAACAAGCAUAUUUGCCUUCUCCAUUUGCAGCCUGUGGUUCAAAUUCUGUUUUCACUGACACCUGUGCAACCCCAGUGACUUGGAUGUCACUUGGAGAUGAAUUUGUUUCAAAUUCAACUCAUUCCAGAAUGUUUCAAUGACAUUGUGUAACUGUGCCUUGUAGCUUAGCACUGCAGAAUCUUAGCGUAAUUUAAUAUUUCAAAUUUUCUUUACACAUUUGUAAUUUCUUAAUCAGAACUACAAGAAAGAUUGUUGUUUACCAUGUUGUGUCAAAGGCAUUUCCUACUGCUGCCUUGUAUCACUGUUAUCUGUAAUCUGUUCAUUCUCUCCAGCUACUCUUCAGCCUCAUCUAUUUGCUGUAGUACUAUAACGUCCCAGGGUGAUGUGCAUUAGAAAGAAAGGGGUGGUUUGGUGGAAUAUGUGAAUUUAGCAGGUAGCACCAGUCCAGUCUCUACUGAGUCUAUCACAUCACAGAAAGCAUAUGUGGCACUAAAUGAUACCCUUGUUGGUAUAAUGACUAAAACGUUCUCUGCUGUAGUUGGCCCCUAUAGGUCAUAAUUGAGGCAUAUAAGUGGAGCAACAUUGGAGGGACUGUACUACUGAGGUGGCUGAGGAAGUUUGGUCUCUAUCUGUAAUAGGACUAUGGAGAACUAUUAUAUUAGUCUUACAAAUGAUGUUUAACUAAAUGUAUAGGCAGUUAGAGCUUGGUGAAAAGGUUUGUUCUUACAUUGUGUUGCUAUUCUUUUUUAGAAAUUGUGAGUAUUACCAGUAAAAUUGACUUCUUCUAAUGGACUCUUGCUGACUAGACAGUGACUUAGGUGCACAGAUGCUGUCUUCAGGAUAUACCCCCACAAAAAAAUGGAAAUCAUUACAAGGUCAGGAAAACAUCACAUCCGAGGCUGUCAAUCUGGCAUCUUUACAAACAGCUACCGCUGACAUCAGUGCGGAUUGAGGAUGCUCAGCACCUCUGGAAAGCAGGCCAGUGGUCUCUGCCCCAAAAGUCUUGCAAUCUAAUUAGACAUCAGGCAGACAGUGACUGACAGACAAUUUGUGACAGUAACAAACAGAGGUAAAAGCGGGGAGGGAAAGAAAAGAGUGAAAGGAACAGGAUCACGUGGUUACUCAGCUAUUGUACAUAUACUUCUUGGCAGGUCCAUUUAAGUUACUUUGGUUAUGGUGAAUUAACUCAUUUCCUGUAGGUAUUUCUAUAAAUGAUGGGGGAGAUUGUGAUUGUCUUAUUCACACAGGUGAGCAGUUCUUCAUGGGACUUCAGUGAAACUACUCACACGAGUAACUGCUUGUUACAUUAUUGAACUGGAUUUAAUUCUAUGGCCUAUGCUAUGUAGGAUGUCAGACUUAGAUAAUCACAACCUUAAAAUCCAUGAUGCUGUGACAAUUUAUAACAGCUCAGGAUCAGCCCCUGUGAAUUUGAGUAAGGGGUUCACAAUCUGCCCCUAUAUUUGUAAAGAUCAUCAUGAAAAAGGUGAAAGAUCUGUAUCAUAUAUUCAAAAAGAUGAUUAUAAUAAACAAACCACCCUCUCUCA